AUGGCAGCCACGACUCCAACUACGAAGAGCAUUGGCAGCGUUGGCGGCUGGUUGCCCCCCAACUCUAAUGUCAUGCUUGACUGGGUCAGAAAACUCGUCAAGAGAGUAGACGAUGCUCGUAAAACGCCGUAUCGUGGCAGGCCUGGUGAUUCAUCUUAUCCUCCGGAAGUAAAAGAGCUCCAGGAUUUGAUUGAAAGUACUGUGGAGCUUCGUAUGUUGGCGUCAGCUAUGUUUGACGAGGUUCCCAAUAAGCCUCCUUAUAACGGCGAUCCGAAAGGGACCAAGACAAUUCACAGCUAUCGACAAAUGCUUGACACCAUGAGCUUUAUCAUGGUCAAUAUUGCUCCGGAGUGGAACCAGGAUGGCUACGACAGUGGCUUGAUUGGCUUCCCGUUCAACGCCAUCCUAGAUUGGCCCAUGGCUACUCCUAGUGGAUAUGCGUUCUUUCUCAGAGCAAAUGUGAACGAAAAAUUCAAGAACAUCCUUAAUACCUGGAAGACAAAUAUCCUUGUGAACGAGGUCUCCAGGGAUUUGGUUCUAACUAAGGAGCCCAAUGGAUGGUUCUGCGAACAGGCAUUGGAAGUCCUUACGAGGGAUAGCAACCCCACGAGAGAGUCAGAUCCUAUACCAUUUGACGUACUCUUCAAAUGCGACAAGGCAGACCCCCACUACGGAUUUGCUUCGUGGGAUGAUUUCUUCACCAGAAGCUUUAGGAACAUGGAUGGGGACAGACCUGUUGAGGAAAAGGAAGAUGAAUAUUGGGUCGUGACAUCGUGCGAGUCUAAGCUGUUUUCUAUGCAGAGGGACGUGAAUGAGCUUGACAGCUUUUGGUUGAAAGGACAACCGUAUUCGGUGGCAGAGAUGGUAGGGCCAAGCGUCCGACAGGACACUGUAGACAAGUUCGUCCGCGGGACCGUCUAUCAGGCUUUCCUCAGUGCUACCUCUUAUCAUCGUUGGCACUCGCCGGUGAAAGGAAAGGUGGUAUAUGCUAAAGUCAUUGAUGGGACUCUAUUCUCUGAACCCCCCAUCAAUGGCUUCUAUAACCCAGAUGACGAUCCCGACCACAAGCCUGACCCCGCCGGUCCCGACUUGUCCCAAGGGUACAUUACUCACGUAGCAACACGUGCCGUAUACUUCAUAGAUACAGAAGGUCCCGCUGGUUUGGUCGGCGCUGUCUACGUGGGUAUGGCUGAUGUAUCUACAUGCGAGAUCGGCAGAAAAUUCAAGGGGCUAGAAGAACAGGUCGCGGCCAUAAAGGGUGUUGCAGUUGAGAAAGGAGAGGAGAUUGGGAUGUUUCAUCACGGCGGUUCCACUCAUUGCCUUCUUUUCGAAAAAGAUGUCAAAUUAUCGUUUGUAUUUGAACCGUUCCCAGAGAUUGCUAACAAAAACUUUCCAAUUAGGAGCAAGUUAGCUCAAGUGGGAAAAUAA
Messenger RNA from Daldinia childiae, 1428 nucleotides. Its product is annotated as Phosphatidylserine decarboxylase proenzyme 3. The transcript has a single exon. The record is from RefSeq and is a predicted model, not a curated record. Gene Ontology annotation, cellular component: mitochondrion. The coding region runs from base 1 to 1428 and encodes 475 amino acids. NCBI's taxonomy places the organism in Eukaryota, Fungi, Ascomycota, Sordariomycetes, Xylariales, Hypoxylaceae. Gene Ontology annotation, molecular function: phosphatidylserine decarboxylase activity. Gene Ontology annotation, biological process: phosphatidylethanolamine biosynthetic process.